AAUGGUCAUCGGUCAUUGCUUCUAAUUCAGAAAUUCUUCCAUUUCCUCUCUCUUCUCUCUCUCUCUCUCUAAAACAAUAAUCAAUUUCUCUGUUCUUCUAGAAUACAAUGAAAGCACGAGAGGAGAGAGAGAGCCCUGGCCGGCUUCCUUGAAUAGAGAGAGAAACAUCCUGUCUCUUUCCUUUUCUCCCAAAAGAAAAGAAAGUCAAAGUGUACCAAGUCUCUUCCCAACCCAAACAAAACCCUCAACAAAAUCCCCAAAUCAAAUCUCCAUAAUCAAAAUCCCGAAAUCUCCUCUUCUUCUUCUUCUUCUUCGAAUUAAGUUAAGGUUCUUCUCUGAUGAGUCCGAAUACGCCCACUUCGAGCUCCGGAGGCACCGGAUCGGCCGAUUCCUCAGCUGCCAGACGGAAUUCCAAGCGACCCAAAUAUUCCAGAUUUACUCAGCAGGAACUUCCAGCAUGCAAGCCCAUUCUUACACCAAGAUGGGUGAUUUCAGCUUUUAUGCUUGUCAGCAUUGUCUUCAUCCCCAUUGGAGUUGCUUCCCUCUUCGCUUCACGAGAUGUUGUUGAAAUUGUUGAUCGAUAUGAAACUGAUUGUAUACCUCAGCGCUUUAGAAAUGAUAAGGUCCAAUAUAUCCAAAGCUCUGAAGAUAAAUCAUGCAAUAGAUCAAUAAAAGUUCCAAAGCGUAUGAAGCAGCCUAUAUAUGUGUAUUACCAGCUUGAUAAUUUCUACCAGAAUCACCGCAGGUAUGUUAAGAGCAGAAGUGAUAAACAAUUGAGAGAAAAUAGUAGCGCGGAUGACGUAAGCUCCUGUAAGCCUGAAGCUUAUACAAAUGGGAAGGUUCCAAUUGUGCCUUGCGGUCUCAUUGCUUGGAGCUUGUUCAAUGACACCUAUAGCUUCUCGCGCAAGAACCAACAGUUGGCGGUCAACAAGAAGGGUAUCUCGUGGAAGAGUGAUAGGGAGCACAAGUUUGGCAAAGAAGUAUUUCCGAAACACUUUCAGAGUGGAACUCUUAGAGGUGGUGCUGAUCUUGAUGAUAGCAUACCGUUGAGUGAGCAGGAGGACCUUAUUGUUUGGAUGCGAACCGCUGCACUUCCAACUUUUAGAAAGUUGUACGGGAAAAUAGAGGUGGAUCUUGAGGCAGACGAUGUCAUAGAUGUGACAUUGAAGAACUACUAUAACACUUACAGCUUCAGUGGCAAGAAGAAGCUGGUUCUUUCUACCACUAGCUGGCUCGGCGGCAAGAACGACUUUAUGGGCAUCGCCUACCUCACCGUCGGUGGGCUCUGCUUCUUCUUGGCUAUGGCUUUCACAAUUGUAUAUCUUGUAAAGCCAAGGCAACUCGGGGAUCCUUCAUAUUUGUCAUGGAACAGAAAUCCAGCAGGACACUGAUAAGAUGGCUUGUGGAACCAUAUUUCGUAUUUAAGAUUUGUUUGGCUUGAGAUAUUCAAUUAGUAGAUGUAAUUUUAUGUGUAUUAAAAUUAAACAAACUUUCUGAAAGUGGUCAGUGUAUAACAGUUUUAAAAGGCAUUUUGUCGUGCUUGCUGGGAUUGAUUCUCUUUUCCUCUUCUUUAUGAGAUAAUGAUAUCAAAAGCUUUCUUUUGUAUAAA
Morus notabilis is the source of this 1609-nucleotide messenger RNA. RefSeq names its product ALA-interacting subunit 3. The record is from RefSeq and is a predicted model, not a curated record. Bases 339 to 1391 code for a protein of 350 amino acids. NCBI's taxonomy places the organism in Eukaryota, Viridiplantae, Streptophyta, Magnoliopsida, Rosales, Moraceae. Gene Ontology annotation, cellular component: Golgi apparatus; plasma membrane; endoplasmic reticulum. The transcript is spliced from 8 exons.